UGAUAGCCAAAGGUUGUACACCUUUGAAAGCCUCACAAGGCGAGUAUUACGAACUGACAUUAUGGAACAAGCAUUGGAGAUUGAGCGUGUGGAUUUGGUGUGUGGGGUGAACAACGUGGAACAUCACACAGAGCUGAAUGGAGUGGACAGGCUGGUGGUGAGGAGGGGCCAACCCUUUACCAUGACCCUUCACCUACGGCCAGGCACUGCCUUUAAGCUGGGAGCCAGCAUCAACCUUAUUGCCACUACAGGCCCAGAGCCUUCCGAGGUUAUGGACACAGCAAUAAAAUUUGGGCUCAAUAAGUUCAUUUCUCCAGCCCGCUGGAGUGCGACUGCAGAGCUGAAGUCUGAGAGUGCCGUGUCACUCACCGUUUGCUCUCACCCCGCUGCCCCCAUCGGACUUUACCAGCUGGCUCUUGACCAGGGCACUGGGGUCAGUCUUUGCCAGUUUGUGUUGCUCUUCAACCCCUGGUGCAAAAGGGACUCUGUAUACAUGGUGAAGGAGGCAGAGAGACAAGAGUAUGUUCUGUCUCAGGAUGGACUGAUAUACCGCGGGAAACCCAAAUGCAUCUCAGAACUUCUGUGGACUUUUGGACAGUUUGAGCCCGGUAUUCUGAACAUUUGUCUGAAAGUUUUGGAUCAAAGCCUAAAGCAUCUACAGGACCCAAUCCAGGACUGCUCAGACAGAAGAAGUCCUGUGUACAUCACACGUGUCCUCAGUGCCAUGAUUAACAGUGAGGACGAUAAAGGCGUGUUGGUGGGGAACUGGUCCGGGAACUACGAACACGGCAUCAGGCCCACUGCUUGGAAGGACAGUGGAUCUAUUUUACGGCAGUGGUACAACCAGAAGUGCAGAGCAGUGGAAUACGGCCAGUGCUGGGUGUUCGCUGCUGUAGCCUGCACAGUGUCCCGGGCACUAGGUAUCCCAUGCAGAGUGGUCACCAACUAUGGAUCUGCUCAUGACACUAACAGUAACCUGGUCAUCGAGCGUUACUACAACAAGUUUGCUGAGGACAUCAGUGAUGACGCAAUAUGGAACUUCCAUGUGUGGGUAGAGAGCUGGAUGACACGUCCAGACCUGCAGCUCGGCUAUGAGGGAUGGCAGGCCAGUGACCCCACACCACAGGAAACAAGCGAUGGGGUUUUCUGCUGCGGCCCGGUUCCCGUGCGUGCCAUCAAGGAGGGCGACCUGAGUGCGAAGUACGAUGCUCCAUUUGUGUACGCAGAGGUGAACGCCGACGUGGUGGAGUACGCCAUCCUGGAUGAUGGCAGUACAGUGAAAAUAGACAGCUCCACCACAGAGGUGGGCCAGUGCAUCAGCACCAAGGCAGUGGGCAGAGAUGAAAGGGAGGACAUCACCCACCUCUACAAGUACCCUGAAGGUUCAGAGGAGGAGAGGCAGGUGUUCGAGAAGGCCAACCACCAAAAUCGGCUGAUUCAGAAUGAGGAAGAGCCCGGGUUGAAACUCAAGAUCAAAGUGAACCCCUCCAUGAUGGUGGGGUCCGACUUUGAUGUGUACGCACAAGUCAAGAACAACACGGACUCCAAAAAGAGUUUUCGCCUCACGUUCUACGCACAGGCUGUGACCUACAACGGCAAGCUUGGGGAGACCUGUGGCCUGACGGUGCUCACGGGAACGAAUCUGGCUCCGGCAGAGGGGGUGAAGGCAGUCCUCCGGCUGCAGUAUUCCAUGUAUGGGAAAGCCAUUGCUCAGGAGCAGAUGGUCCGACUGGUAGCACUGCUCAUCGACAAAGAGACGAAGGAGUUCCACCGAGCCACCAAGACCAUAGUGCUAGACAGCCCUUCCAUUGACAUCCUGAUUCAAGGGGACCCCAAAGUAGGUCAGCCCAUCAUGGUCGAAGUGAUGCUGCAAAACCCCCUACCAGAGCUAUUGGAGAACUGUGUGUUCUCUUUACAGGGUGCUAAUCUGACUGACAGCACUGCCACUUCUAACGAGGUUGGGAGUGUUGGUCCCAAAGAACUUGCAACUGCUGAAUUAGAGUUCACACCGAUGGUUUCAGGAAGAAGAAAACUAGUGAUUGAUUUCAACUCAGAUAAACUGAGCAGCAUCCAAAAUUUCAAAAAUCUAGUCAUCGAGGAAUAAAGGAAAUGAAUAAAAGAUACAAUCUCUAGGUUCUUACUGACCAAGACAAAUCUCAUACAUGACCAGUUUCACUAGCAACUUCAGGCUAUCAGUCAUGCUGGCACUGACUGUUGUAUUAAUCAGUGUGAUACGUAAGGAAAUUAAGGCAGCUUUAGUACUAUACACUGUCUAUAGUCAGUGUUUGGUAGUAUUUUGGUCAUCUUUCACUGAAAGUGAGCAGUUUGGAAAAUACUUACAAAACAGUUAUUACAAAUUCUUCCUUAGAGUAAAAGGAAAAUGUAAACAAAAAUACAGAAAGCAAACAAUCUGUGCCUCUCAACUAAUUAAACCUAUUUCUACAAAUUCAUUGUUUAUGUACAUAAGUCACCCUCAGCACAAUGGAAUUAAAUGUUCCAUUUUAUUAUCUAUGCACUCAAAUAGGGAAAAGAUCAUUAUUUGCAGAGCUAAACUUUGUGCUUUAUUCUGUGACAGACGGCAAAACGAUUAAGCUAUGUUUGUGGUACACUACAUACUGCUACCAUUGGCAAGCAAAAAAUUAUGAUAUUGUACACAAACAAUAAUAACUGAAUUUUGGGAUUAAUGCAUUGCAUGACCAUCUUUAAAACAAAGGUGGUCUGACCGAAUCACGGUUCAAAUUAUACCCAUCUGGUGCAGACAUAAAGAAACUGGAAAAACUGAACCAGGGUUCAAGUUGCAUGGUGUUCAAGAAGUCAUGCAGCAGACUAGCUCACAAGUGUGCUCUCUGUCACACACAACAUCGCCAAUGCUUCUCUACCAAACAAAUAUGAACCGAGACAAAAACUAAUGAAAAUCUUGAGAUUUCACUGAAUCUAGUCCAGGAAAAGUGACAGCUUCAUCUUAAUACACAACUUGUAAAAAUAAUGACACCACCUGUAAAAAUAAUGCUUUCUGAUAGGUGCUCAGACCUGUCAAGUCACUACAAUUUAGACCUAGCUACCCAUUUCAAACCGUUCUGACUUUCAGAAAAAUGAGCACACUGGAAACAUUUUUGAAAACAAUAUAAUUUUCAGGUAGUUGAGGCAUGGCUGUUACAAAGAGUAGUUUCUGUAUGAAGACACAAAAAAAAGCAUAGAGAAAACCGGUUUGUUCUACCAGCUGCCAAGCUAAGAAACCAGGCCACACUGUGGAGUUGGCAGCCUACCAUGGGGCUGGACAAUAGAAGAAAAAAAAAAAUCCAUAUCAAAUCAUUUAGUGAAAUGUCAUUACCACAAAAAAAUGAUAUAAAAUCAACCUAGGUUUUAAGUUUGUCACCUUUGUACAUGUCUGGGUAAAUAAUGAAAUACAGAUUAUAACUUAAAAGUUUUAAUGUGUAUAAGCCUCAUUUUUCCAAACAAGUCUGGAUUUAACACUGCAGUGACACUUCCUGCUGCCAGUCUUAGCUAACCAUAACACAUGACAUCAGCAAGAUCAUGUAAAACAGGUGAGCAAGGGAGACUGAGACACUGAUCCCUUCACUGCUGUUCACUUAGCUGUGGUUUUGUUGUCUUAAAAAUCAUGAGCCCUCGUCUUUAUUUCAGGUACCUAAUUUGAAUGAGAAGCUUAACACAGCAACACAAAAUGCCUUCAGACUCUCUGUCAAUAAACAUGCCACAAUCAAUACCUGAUAGGAGAAUUACUGAGCAAAUAAAGCAAAAUGACACUUUAAAGUAAAACUAAAACUCUAGUAAGGACUAGACAUAGCACAGGAUGCCGCUAUUUUCACAGCAGAGUCCUAUCCAAAGCUGGAGAAGGAAGAACCACACUUGCUCUUGGUGAAAUUCCACACAUGGAGCAAAAAGUGGCUGGAGUUUCCUUUAAAAAAAA
Molecule: messenger RNA, 3928 nt
Organism: Electrophorus electricus (electric eel)
Lineage: Eukaryota; Metazoa; Chordata; Actinopteri; Gymnotiformes; Gymnotidae
Product: protein-glutamine gamma-glutamyltransferase 2-like
Biological process (GO): peptide cross-linking
Cellular component (GO): mitochondrion
Molecular function (GO): protein-glutamine gamma-glutamyltransferase activity
Source: RefSeq, a predicted model, not a curated record